Molecule: messenger RNA, 694 nt
Organism: Zingiber officinale
Lineage: Eukaryota; Viridiplantae; Streptophyta; Magnoliopsida; Zingiberales; Zingiberaceae
Exons: 1
Coding region: 6-587 (193 amino acids)
Source: RefSeq, a predicted model, not a curated record
UAUAUAUGAAGUCCAAUCCGAUCUCAGCUGCUCAAACGGCGCCCAACGGGGAGAUGCUCGUCGUCGCCAAUUCCUACGCCAAGAGCAACUUCGAAGGCCUGCAGCGCGCCAUCUCGGACCUCUCCCUUCAGAUCAGUAAAGAGGCGGCGGCGGCGGCAGUGGCGGCGUCGACGGACGCGUCCAAGCUUCCGCCGAUCGCCGAGGUGGAGGACGCCAAGUGCGAGUGCUGCGGCAUGUCGGAGGAGUGCACGCGGGGGUACAUCCGGCACGUGCGUGACAAGUUCGCCGGCCGGCUGGUCUGCGGGCUGUGUGGGGAGGCGGUGAAGGAGGAGGCGGCGAAGAAUGGCGGGAGGCAAAGGGAGGCGGUGGAGGCGCACAUGAGCGUGUGCCGCCGGUUUAACCGAACCCACCCGGUGCAGCUUCAAGUGGAGGCGAUGAGGGAGAUCUUGAGGAAGGCGGCGAGAGGUGGCCGGGUGGCGAGAGGCUGCGAGGCCAAGAAAGAAUGCCUCACCAGGAGCUCAAGUUGCAUCCCGGCCAUCAGUAAGGAGAUGAACAAGUACUGCAACUGCAAGAAGAGUAUUAGUUAACUGAUCAUUAGGCACCUUCUGAUCAAAGAAUAACCUAAUUAAACUUGGGGGUUUUUCCAAAGUUACUAUAACAACUUUAUCUAAACUUGUUACAACAUGUAACUAAG